Messenger RNA from Galeopterus variegatus (Sunda flying lemur), 2469 nucleotides. It is a transcript of the gene MSMP, whose product is annotated as microseminoprotein, prostate associated. The transcript has 3 exons. The record is from RefSeq and is a predicted model, not a curated record. The coding region runs from base 1940 to 2359 and encodes 139 amino acids. Lineage: Eukaryota; Metazoa; Chordata; Mammalia; Dermoptera; Cynocephalidae.
UACAUUCUGCAUCUCAAUCCACCUAAGCUGUCUUCUUGGAAGAGGACAGCUAGGAAGUUUGAGGUUCUCUAAGUCAUUUCUGAAUGGUGAAGAGGUAACAGGCAGGGUGGCCCUCUGAAAAAGUCUGCCAGAAGUAGUUGUAUCUGAUGCGCUAGAUGACAGGGAGUGAGCCUUGGAGUAAAUGGGACUGGAGACUUAGAAGGAAAACCAGAAUAAAUUCCAAAGUGAUUGGCCCUGUGGGUAGGAGGGGAAUAUCUGGAACAUGGGUCUUUGAAGUGUGGAAAAACAAAAGAAAUCCAGUUUGACCAGGGCCCUUAGUACCAAAAAGAUGGCUGCAGAGUAGUCAGAAAGGAGAACUUGAGAGUUCACAUAAAUGAGGAUGGGAAGAAAUGGAUCAGAAUCCUAAUGAGAAAAAGCAGGAGUCAUAAAGUUAGCUGUAAGGAUGAUAAGAAAACACCUCUUCCCAGGGUAGCGGUGAUGGUACUGAUCUGGGGAAAGCAGGUUUAUCAGCUACACUGUUCAGAAUCAAACCAGACAUUCGGAAUUCAGUACAAGGAUUGAAACCAAAAUGCUCCUGGACAUAUCUGUUUUUGAAGAAUACUGGUAGGGAUGACAGAGCAUGAGUGUGAAAGGGGCAGAAGUCUAUGCCAGGAGAGAGCAGUCCCCAACAGAAGCUCUCAGCUGUGCACACAGAGCUGCUCAGUCAUUCAAAGGAAAGAUGUCACCCAUUCUAUCUCUGAGCUUUAGCACCAAUCACUGUAGCUAAUAUUUCCUGAAGCCUAUGUGCCAGAGACAGUGCUAAGAGCAUUACAUGCAUUAUCUCAUUUAAUCCUCAUAACAACCUUGUGAGUUGGCACUACUAUAUCCUUUAUAGAUGAGGAAACAGGCUUAGAGAGGUGAAGUAAUUUGCCAAAGGUCACACAGCUAGUAAGUUAGAGUCAGGAUCUGAAUCCAAGUAGUCUGUCUCUACAGCCAAUGCUCUUAAUCACCUGUGCUGGGGUCCUCCAGAACCUGCGGGAAACUCAGAGGAGGAUGCCGAAGGAUAAAUUCCUAAAGCCUCAUUCCAUCAGGUAUAGGAGGAAAGAAGGGGUACCUCUGUGAAAUUGGAGUGAUUCAUUCCAUUAGGGCAUUUAGAGGAGAUGCUCCUCUGUGAAAGGAGGUAAGAACCAUCCCCCGGUAUGGGGCGAUCCUGUGCCUGCUGUUAUGUUUGAGGGAGUUAAACAUCUCUGGGAUGCCUGAGGAAAAGAGAAAGCCCUCUCCCCCAUCUCUGAGGAGCAGCCCUGUUUCUUAGAUACAUCAAUGAAACCCUGCUCCGGGGUCUAAGGGAAACACAUUCUCCACUCCAGGUGCCUGCCUGCCCUCCUGGAGCCUCUGGCUGUCGCACCCUACUGCAGCUCCUCGGUUUGGCUGGGUCACAGGAUUAGCCAUCCCCAGGAAAUGCCUCCCUCCGGUUCAGGCAGGGAUCCCAGCAUACACACCCCUGCUGGGGGGUGGGGGGGGCGGAUGGCGGAAUGCUUCCUUCUCUUCAGGUCAGGGAAGAGAUCUGGAGACUACCUGGGGCCCUCACCCCUCCCACCUCCUUGCUGGGGAAAUGCCCAGUGCAGUGCCCCUUCCAUGUCCACCUCCCUCCCUCUAGCUGUACCGGGGCAUGAAUCAGCUCUCACAGCUUGUUAAAGCUAGACCUCUUGUUUUCAUGCCCUCACCUCAGGAAACAGAGUUACAGCUUUUCCAGCUCUACUCAGCAGGAGGCCAGGGUCCUCACUUUAUAAACAUCCCCAGCCUGUGAGAGCAGAGGGCACGGAGAUGGUGUGAGACAGGAGCCCAAGGGAGAAAGAGACAAACUAAGACUCAAGGAGCAAAGCAAAGAGAAGCCAAGGAGUCGAGACCAGAGUAGCCCGAACAGAAGCCAAGCCGGGUCGGAGAGGGCUGUGCUGCAGGAAUGGCCCUAAGGAUGCUCUGGGCUAGACAGGCCAAAGGGAUCCUGGGAGGCUGGGGGAUCAUCUGUUUGGUGAUGUCUCUAUUCCUCCAGCAUCCAGGAGUCCACAGCAAGUGCUACUUCCAAGCUCAAGCCCCCUGUCACUAUGAGGGAAAAUAUUUUACCCUCGGUGAAUCCUGGCUCCGCAAGGACUGUUUCCAUUGCACCUGUCUGCAUCCCGUUGGUGUGGGCUGCUGUGACACGUCCCAGCAUCCCAUCGACUUCCCUGCUGGGUGUGAGGUACGUCUGGAAGCAGGAACCUGCCAAUUCUCCUUGGUGCAAAAAUCUGACCCUCGGCUGCCCUGCAAAGGCGGAGGGCCUGACCCAGAGUGGGGCUCAGCUAUCACCCCUGUUCCUGGGGCCCCUGCUCCCCACUCAAGCUAAACUCAGCUGAUCACCCAUCUGCUGACUGCUCACUGCUGCUGCCACUUCCAGGGAAACCACUAGCAGCUGCCAAUUUAUUCUGAAUAAAUAAAUUAAUGCUACAGCUGAAA